This is a messenger RNA of Nicotiana tabacum (common tobacco), 1140 nucleotides long. Lineage: Eukaryota; Viridiplantae; Streptophyta; Magnoliopsida; Solanales; Solanaceae. The record is from RefSeq and is a predicted model, not a curated record.
AUGGCAUCCACUGACAAACGUGAAAUCAAAAUGAUCAAUGGCACUGUUCUGCUCAUGAAAAAGACACCUUUGGACCUUGGUUCUUCUCAAGUGUUAGCUCCACAUGAAACUUAUGAAAUUCUUGGGCAUAAGGUCAUCCUGCAGCUUGUUAGCUCUGUCCAUGGAGAUCAAGGAAAAACUUUGAAAGGGAAGCUUGGGAAUCCUUCACAUUUAAGAGAUGAGAACAAAUCAGGCAGCGAAUCGAAGUUUUGUGUCACAUUUGAGUGGGAUCAUGAAGUUCUUGGAGCUCCAGGUGCAUUCAUCAUCAAGAACUUUAAUACAAGUGAAUUCUAUCUCAAGUCACUCACUCUUGAAGCUAGUGAUCCAAGUCAAGACACUGUGCAAUUUGUAUGCAACUCUUGGGUUUAUCCUGCUGAGAAAUAUAAGUCAGGCCGCAUUUUCUUUGUGAAUCAGGCUUGGCUUCCUAGUGAAACUCCUGCAGCAUUGCGCGUGUAUAGAGAAGAAGAGUUGCUAAUGUUGAGAGGAAAUGGAACUGGAAAGCUUCAAGAAUGGGACAGGGUUUAUGACUAUGAUUGUUACAAUGAUCUUGGAGAUCCAGACAAUGGUCCACUUUAUGCCAGACCAGUCCUUGGAGGAUCUGUAGAGCAUCCUUAUCUGCGAAGAGGAAGAACAGGCCGACCACCAUCUAAGGCUGUUAAACCUACCACUGAAAGCCGGCUUCCACAAAUAGCUAGCUUUGCAAUUUAUGUCCCGAGGGAUGAAAAGUUUUCGCCUUUAAAGAUGACAGAUGUCCUUAGUAAUGCACAGAAAGCCAUUGCGCAAGUCUUUGCUCCUCAGCUUGCUUCUUUAGGAAAUCUCACUCUCAAUGAAUUCAACAGCUUUGAAGAUGUACUGAAAGUGUAUGAACCUGGAUCUCCAGGAUUUCUUAAGUAUCCAACGCCACAUGUUAUUAGAGAGGAUAAGUCGGCUUGGAUGUCUGAUGAAGAAUUUGGAAGAGACGUUAGCUGGAUUGAACCCUGUGAGUUCCCCCCCACGAGCAAACUGGAUCCAAAAACUUUUGGUGACCAAACAAGCAAAAUAACCAGAGAACAAAUACAGAAUCAGCUAGAUGGAAUGACCAUUGAAGAGGUAAGUGACUAA